Chinchilla lanigera (long-tailed chinchilla) is the source of this 1706-nucleotide messenger RNA. RefSeq names its product EP300 interacting inhibitor of differentiation 1 (gene Eid1). Gene Ontology annotation, biological process: negative regulation of DNA-templated transcription. The record is from RefSeq and is a predicted model, not a curated record. The coding region runs from base 90 to 659 and encodes 189 amino acids. Gene Ontology annotation, cellular component: nucleoplasm. The transcript has a single exon. Lineage: Eukaryota; Metazoa; Chordata; Mammalia; Rodentia; Chinchillidae. Gene Ontology annotation, molecular function: transcription corepressor activity.
CAACUCGCGGCGUUCGCGCACGCGCACAGCAGCCCGUUCGCGCAUCCUUCUGCAGAAAGUGCUUUGCUAGUGGUCCCGCGGUUGCAGCCAUGUCGGAGAUGGCAGAGCUGUGCGAGCUGUACGAAGAGUGCAACGACCUGCAGAUGGACGUGAUGCCGGGCGAGGGUGACCUUCCCCAGAUGGAGGUAGGCGGUGGCGGGAGCCGGGAAGCGGCCCUGAGCGCUGCCCGCAGCGGGGCCGCGCCGCUCCUGGAGGAGGAAGGGCCGAUGGAGGAGGAGGAGGGCGCGCAGCCCCUGGCGGCGCCUCGCGGCGGAGCAGGCCUGGCCCGCGGGCCCAGCCCCGGGGAGCAGCCGGGCCCGGGCCUGGAGGGCGAGGACGAGGCUGAGGAGCUGGACGACUGGGAGGAUGACUACGACUACCCAGAGGAGGAGCCGCUGAGCGGGGCCGGCUACCGCGUCUCGGCCGCCCUGGAGGAGGCCAACAAGAUGUUCCUGAGAACAUCCCGGGCGCGGGAGGCCGCCCUGGAUGGCGGGUUCCAGAUGCACUACGAGAAGACCCCCUUCGAUCAGCUCGCCUUCAUCGAGGAGCUCUUCUCGCUGAUGGUCGUCAACCGCCUGACCGAAGAACUCGGGUGCGACGAGAUGAUUGACAAGGAGUAAUCGGAUGCUGAUGGCAGAGGAGGACCCGACUGGAGGAGAGACCCAACAUUCCGCUGUCUUUGGGGUUCAUUCCAAAUCGUUCUGUGCCAAUGAAAACACUUGAUCUUCAAACAGAGAAGUUGUUUUUGUUUUUCAGAGUAGAAGACAAAGACAGUGACUGCACAGUUGUGAAAAAGGAAAAGAAUCACGAAAGAAAAAGAUCUUAGGACUGUUGACCGGUCUGCUUUCCAAGAACAGCCUGGAACACCUAUGGUGUUGACUUUGUUACUGAAGUAGAUUAUUUUCCUUGCGUUAGGGAAGAUCUCUUUCAUAUUUGUUUUGUUGUAAAGAUGGUUUUGCAAGAGUUAAUCAUGACCAAUACAAACUGCCAAUACAAGAGCCCACUGAUGCAAAUUAUGUAAUGAGGCAAAAAAUAUGUCCACGAAAUAUCUUUGUUAUUUGGAAGAAAGGCUAUUGAGAAAACUUUUAAAAUUCUACUUCGUGAUCUAUCCAAGUUAUAGAAAUCAAAGACUAAAUUUGCAGUGUGAAAUGAAUUGAUUAUUCUUCAUAAUCCCCAAAGGAUGGGCAAACUAAAACUAUAUGUAUCGCAUGUGCUGUAUCCUUAAAUGUGUUUCCAAGAGCAUCUGAGAUUGUACCUGUAUCUUGAUCAUUUAUAAAACAACUAUACUACAGGAAAAUCCAUUAUCGUGACUCUGGUAUUUUUAAAAGUCUCAAAGGUGUCUUUUUAAAUUUCAAGUUUAGACAUUAAAAUGUAUGUGGAAGUACAAAGAAGACAAGUUAUUUCUAAUACCCUGAUAUUCUGUUUUGCUUGCUGUUUUUCAUUUAACUUGACCUAUGGAAGACUUUAGUUGAACUUUGUAUUGUAAAAACUGUUAGUGAAAAUUGUCAGGUAAAAGGAAAGCCCUAUAUCUAAAAAGACUAUGAACAAUUAACCUGCCCAGAAAUCCACCUUAAUAUGUGAUGUUUCCCUCUGUCUCCUCCUCUAAUUAAGAUUGUUAUUCUUUAUGCACCAGCAUUGAAAAUAAUAAACAUUUCUUGUUCUGUGUA